Molecule: messenger RNA, 396 nt
Organism: Parnassius mnemosyne (clouded apollo)
Lineage: Eukaryota; Metazoa; Arthropoda; Insecta; Lepidoptera; Papilionidae
Source: the annotation of a GenBank genome assembly
AUGACAGUUUCUACAAGAACUUUAGUAAAAAUUGCUGCUUGGGGUGCUCUUGUAGUUAGCUCAACAGGUUUUUAUUUACAGAAUAAACUUAUAGAUAGGUAUAGAAAUUGGGACUCUUACAAGGACGCCUUGCGGAAACUGAGGGCUCAUCCAGGUGCCGUGCAUUACCUUGGAGAACCAAUCAAGGAUAAGCGAUUUAAGCUGAGUGAUACUGAACAUAAUUUCUCUGAUAGAACAACAGCACGUUUUCGUAUACCCGUUUAUGGACCAAAAGACAAAGGCUAUUAUUACUUCUGGGCUGAAAAAGAUAACGACAAUUGGUUGUUGGUUAGAGCUGAUUUGGAAUUAAAAUCAAAACCAGAAGAAAGACUAAUUAUAAUCAAAGAAAAUAAGUAG